This is a messenger RNA of Penicillium daleae, 333 nucleotides long. RefSeq lists its product as uncharacterized. The transcript has a single exon. The coding region runs from base 1 to 333 and encodes 110 amino acids. The record is from RefSeq and is a predicted model, not a curated record. Lineage: Eukaryota; Fungi; Ascomycota; Eurotiomycetes; Eurotiales; Aspergillaceae.
AUGGGGUCCAACUACUAUCGCGAUUUCGUGCCAGCGCCAGCCGCAACGGUCCUGCAAGAUGAUACGCCAGUGAUAGGGUCCGAUGUCCCAAGAAAUAACCAGAAUGACGACAAGAACAGGACCAGCAGAAGGGAGGGGUUGUGCAACGGCCACUGGUUGGCCACGAGGAGUCGCACGCCACUCAACUUGUCGUGUCAGUCAUGGGAUUCGCGCCGUCCACGAUACAAAAUAUCGACCACUAGCAAGGAAGCCUACCGUACGGCGCCAGGUGCGAUCGACGCCAUGCGAGCGAAUCCAACAGGCGUUCAACCCUGGAUCAGCACCAUGCAGUAG